AUGUCGCUCUUCUCCAUUGUUGCGGGAAAUCCUGGAGAGCCUCGUGGCUUGGGGUGUGGGUGUGUCCUAGCGCCGUUCCCCACAACGACGCGGUGCUGGCAGGAGAGCGCUGUUUGGAGUAGGGCCGAAUGCAAGCAUGCGACCAAGAGAAUCAGCCGCUUCCAUGAUUGGGCGGUGGGGCCAGCCGCGGCCCUCGCUCUCUGUUCUCCUUGCUGCCUUGCGUCCUGCCAGAGAGGAUCGGAAGAGGCGGAGAGCUGGAGCAGGCGGGGUCGCCCCCUGGGAGCAGACACCCUGCCAGACGCCCUGAGUCGCGCCGACGCCAGCCUGUGAGCUUUUCCCCCAAAACCCGGACCUCAUGCGGGAGCUUGGGGGGAGACGCACGCUUCAUGCAGUAACCUGGCGUCGCCGGCUCGAAUUGGCUCAAGAAAACGUCCGGGGGUUGGGUGGCACUGCACGCCCAAAGGACAGCACCGACACUCGCAUCUGG
Molecule: messenger RNA, 487 nt
Organism: Gaeumannomyces tritici R3-111a-1
Lineage: Eukaryota; Fungi; Ascomycota; Sordariomycetes; Magnaporthales; Magnaporthaceae
Exons: 1
Coding region: 1-330 (109 amino acids)
Source: RefSeq, a predicted model, not a curated record